Molecule: messenger RNA, 13386 nt
Organism: Coregonus sp. 'balchen'
Lineage: Eukaryota; Metazoa; Chordata; Actinopteri; Salmoniformes; Salmonidae
Source: the annotation of a GenBank genome assembly
CUGCCCCCCCCCCCUCCACAAGCUGCUGCCCCCACUCCCUCCCCAGAAUAUAUUAUUGUGAAUAUCGACUGCCUGCUGCAGCUGUUUCAGCGGUGUGAGCAGUGCAGGCGUGAGAGUGUGAUACAGACGCAGAGAGACAGGACAUGCCUCUCUGUGACCCAACACUAACAGAGCUGCAACCACCUCAGGACAUGGGCAAGCAACUUGUCUUCUGUCCAGACACACAGAGGAAAUGGGGAGGAGCCACAGAACACCCAGGUGGGUAUUUAAGGAUUAACUCUUGAUAUUGUGAGGUAACGAACUUCAGUUAUUUGUAUUCUGUGGAAUCUCUAGGUAUUUUAUUUAAAAUAAAAGACAGAAUUAUAACUCCAAUAAUGGUGUAUUCCUUGCUUAGGUUGCGGAUGUGCAAGUGGCCCUUCCGUCUGAGGACACAUAUGAGGCCCUGGAGCUGACUGGCUCUCUGGAGAUGGAGGUGACUGUAGACCAGCCACCAAGACCAGGGGGAAGUGGUCCAUCAUUGGUGAGGUGGAAGUAGGAGGGGAACAAAGGAGCAGAGGAGAGCAAGAAAGUAACUGAGGUGGUAUUGGACAGUGAGACAGGCAGUGCACAAAGCCAGGAGGAGAAUGGCCUGUCCUCACAGGAGAAUGAGGGAGGAGAGGAGAGAAAGGGAAAGUUCCUAGGAGGUAAACAACAGGAGAAUGAUGCUGAGCAGCAGGCCUCUAUUGAGGUGACAAUAUACUCUAUGGAGCCUGAGGACUCUGAAAGCCAAACCUCUCUGAUAGACAGAGAAGGAGAGAAGAAGCAGGUGGCUGCAGAUGAGUGUGAGGGGGAGGGUGGUGAGUGUGAGAUGGAGGGUGAAGAGACAGAUGAGGAAGAUGGACAGAGAGAGAGUGACUCUGAAUUUGACCCAGAGGAGAAAGCAACAGGGAGAGGUAGGAGGAGAGGGACGGGAGGAGGAAGGCAAUUGCAGCAGCCUACAGGAGAGAGUGGUUUGGACAAGUCUGCUGAAGACUCUGAUGGAUCAUCUUCAUCAUCACCCCAGAGAGACCAGCAGGAUCAGGAGUCGUUCAGCGGUGCCGCUGGAGAACUGGGCUCUGGUGACCUUGCCAGCAUCCAGCAAAAAUUCAAACACUCCAAACACCAUAUGGUCCUCUGUCCUGAAUGUGGCAUCCUGUACUCCACCAGACUGCAGCACCGUAAAUGUGAACACAAGUUCAUGGUCCGCUGUCCAGACUGUGGGAAGCGCUGUGUGAAUGAACUCGGCCUCAAGAGUCACCAGAGGCAACACCGUCAGGACCUUAAGUUUCCCUGUAAGUUCUGCCUCCAAUCCUUCAGGACGCGGCCGGACAAGCUGACCCAUGAGAAGCCCACAGAUUCAAAAUAUUUAAAAAUCACAGAUGCUACCGCUGCUCAGUGCUCACUGAGGUUUGACAACAUCCUCAUAUGGAAUCGCCAUCUCAGAGCGCAUGAGUCCAAGAAACACAUCUGUCAUACAUAUAAGGAAUUCGACCAACGUCAAUCCCUGGAGAGGCAUGAGCGGAUCCACAGUGACGACAAGCCCUUCAAAUGUCACGUAUGCAAUACUAAUUAAUUACUUUUUGUAACUCCUAUUUGAAGAGGGCUAUUUACUAUAAAUCUGUUUUUGAAAAAACAAAUGCUUUAAAUUGUAAUUGAAAUGUUAAGUAUUGUAUUUACAUGGUCAAUGUUGCUCUUCCCUGGGUACCAGGUUUGCCAGCAUGCCUUUACCCAGCCAGCUGAAGUCCCACCUGCGUGUCCACACUGGGGAGAGGCCCUUCCAAUGCCAGCGCUGUGACAAGAGCUUCAACCACAACGUCAGCCUCAAGAACCACGUCACACGCUACCACAGCCCAGACUCAGGGCUGGACCCUGAUGAAGGACCAGGAGUUAGGGGACAGGGGGAGAGGAGGGAAACAGAUGGAAGGAGGGAGGGGAGGUGGGGCAGAGGAAGCCUCGGCAGCAGGUAGAGCUAACCUUCUGGACUGAGUGGGAGAUGUGGGCUGGAGGAGAGGGAGCAAAGAGAGUGGAGGAGAAACAGAGGAAGAGGAAGUGCCAGUGCAAUGAUGAUCCUGAGAAUGAGGAGGAGAGUCAGCGAGAGGGUGACUCUGACUUUGACCCAGAGGAGUAGAAGAUGAUUGGGAGUAGUAAAGGAAGAGGAAGAGUAGGGAGUCGCUAGCAGAGGCCUACAGGACAGAGUAGUUGAAGGCACUGCUGUUGGAGAGCUGGGUGGACAGAGACCCAAGGUUGUAUUCAUUAGUGCACACUGUAGCAAAACGUUUUGCAACCUUAAAAGAAAAGUUCAAGUAGUGCCUCUUCGUUUUGGACUGUUUGCUUCUGAUUUGUUCCUAGUGAAUAUGACUCAAGACUAAUAGCAGGAAACAUCUCCUGGCACUAGAAUUUGUUAUCCUCAUGUUCUGCCUUUGAACAUUGAGCUGUUCCGGCUUCCCGGAACCGGAUUGAACAUAAUCCUGGACUAAAAUGCAUUUCAAUGGACAUGCUUUCAAUUGCAGGACUAGUCAUAAUCUGUAUCUGGGACACCCGUCCUUGAGGUUUUCUAUAUUUUUUACUAAUAUGGUACAACCGGGCCAUUGUUCAUUAAAUGUGUGACUUUGCCUUUAAUAUGAUGCUGUUUCUGUACUCUAUGGUGUCAUGAUCAUCACUGGAAACAGAAACAUACAUCUCUUUUCCAUAAAAUAUGCCAGAAUUUUCUAACUAGUUUUCAUUGGGAAAGCAGAUAGAGCAUUUAUUUUACUAAAAACAGUCACUUGUUUUGCAUUUCAAAACACAUCAUCCUACUCAUUACUCCAAGUUCUUUACUUAAAGUCACUUUUGUUUUGAGCCGACGUCACCGUUCGCCAGACCAGAGUAAGUAUAGGUGUUGUUGCGUUUUUUCACAGUGGCGAGAACUGCAAGCAUGGAAAAGCCUGGCAUGCUUUCUCCUUCGACAGGUAAUGCGUAGGCCUCAACUUUCAGUCAUUCUAGCUAACUACCAUAUCUUACUAUCAAGUCACCUAGUUUUGUUUUACACCUAGUCCGUUGCGUUGCGCCUACUCAAAGGGUGUAUUGUUCAAGAUUCUCACAUUUAAAAAUUGCUCCAAUGAUUUAUACUAGUAAUCAAAAGGCGAGAAAUUGAUCACUUCAUAACUUGUUUUUGAGCCAUGUUGUUUAUAGACAGAAGCUGCGGUUCCGAAGGUAACCGCCCCUGUCUCGCCCCGCCCCUCUGGAAGCCUCUUCCCCAGAGCUGAAGAUCUGAAUCACGUUCUGCACGUGUUUCUUUACGCAUUUUUGUGGUCACCCUCCCUUCACAUUUCUCAUAGUCAAUCGUGAGUGAUAAUUCUUCAUCUUGCCAACCAUUAAAUGGUGAUCUCAAUCAGUUUCAUGGAAAUGCAUUUAGAUCUUCUUGAGUUAUGUACAGUGUUGUUUUGAAUGAUGUACAGUGAGUGAAUUUUAGAGCAGAGGGUGUUAACAAACUAGCAUAGGCCUACCUGUGUUUUGUUUCAGGACAUAUCUUGGCACAACGCUGUUGAGUUUUGGCGGCAGGAGAGAAAUGCGACCAUUCGCACAAUCAUCCUAAAAUCUCAUAAAUGAGGUGGUGUUUUUUGUCUUACAGUAACGUUAUGCAAUUAUAUUCGGUUCUGUUAUGUACAAUACCAUAAUUAUGUGAUCUUGCAGACAUUGCUUCAGCUUUGAUCUAACUUUAUUAAACAAGCACCAUUCGCCACUCCGUUUAGCUAACGGAAUUGCUGCAGAUCUGAUUUUUCUGGAACCCUCUUCCCUGGAUCCGAUUUUUCUGGAUCCCUCUUCCCAACAGCUAAAGGUCCCGAAGCUUCUGUGUAAUUGCGGCAUUCUCUACUUUAUGUACAGUCUCUGCUCUACUUGUAGAGAACAGGCUACUCUGGUGAAUGGUGCUCAUUUAAUAAAGUUAGAUCAAAGCUGAAUCAAUGUCUGGAGAUCACAAUGAUACUAUUCUACAUAACAGAACCACAUAUAAUAGCAUAAUGUUACUGUAAGACAAACACCAAAUUUCUUAUGAGAUUUUAGAAUGAUUGUGUAAAUAGUCGCAUUUUUCGCUUGUGGCAAAAACUACAGGUGAAGAUGGGGGAGAUGGGGGGAUGGGGGAGAUGGGAUUGCAGAUUAGGAGACUGCAGCUGGCUAUCAAUUAUUGGGUCAAUCUAUAGCAGGUUCUGCCCAACCCUCUUCCUGGAGAUCUACUGUCCUGUAGGUUUUCAGUCCAACCCUAAUUUAGCAUAUCUGAUUCAGCUAGUUAAGGUCUUGUUGAACAGCUAAUAAGUAGAAUCAGGUGUGUUAAAUUAGGGUUGGACUGAAAACCCACAGGACAGUAGAUCUCCAGGAAGAGAUGGGCAGCCCUGAUCUAUAGGGACAUGGGGUGUCUCAUAAUAUGAUUGAGGUGCUACAGGCAUGCUGGGAAAAUGAGCGAGGACAGAACACAAGCUUUGGGUGGGAGAUACCCAGGUGAGGGAGAUGGGACUGUAUGGAAAGGAGUUAAACCCCACUGUAGCUAUUCCUGUAAACCCACCAUGGCUAUUCCCGACUCCAGUAGUUGAUCUUGAAGUGUUUGAGACGACGCAAAGAUAGGGAGGGGGUUGCUCCAUUUGAGCUGUUUUGAUCCAUCUAUACCAAAAGAUCCAAUAACAAGUCGUGUAGGAUCAGCAUUUGUUGUGAAAUAAUGUGAGGUGGCAGUUUGCAGACGUCUGCUAAAUGAUGUAAAUUUACAAAGCAGAGCUGAUGGCAGUACUGUUGGCCUUGCUGUGGGUGGAGGAAAUUAAGCAGGAGAGGGUUGUUGUGUGUUUUGACUCGUGCUGUAUCGGUGAGUUUAAGUAUUUUACACUGAAAAAAAAUGUGAACGCAACAUGAGUGUUGGUCCCAUGUUUCAUGAGCUGAAAUAAAAGAUUCCAGAAAUGUUCCAUAGGCACAAAAAACAUCUCAUAUUUUGUGCACACAUUUCUCCUUUGCCAAGAUAAUCCAUCCACCUAACAGGUGUGCCAUAUCACGAAGCUGAUUAAACAGCAUGAUCGUUACACAGGUGCACCUUGUACUGGGGACAAAAGGCCACUAAAAUGUGCAGUUCUGUCACACAGCACAAUGCCACAGAUGUGUCAAGUUUUGAGGGAGCGUGCAAUUGGCAUGCUGACUGCAGGAAUGUCCACCAGAGCUGUUGCCAGAUAAUCGAAUGUUAAUUUCUCUACCAAUGUCGUUUUAGAGAAUUUGGCAGUAUGUCCAACCGGCCUCACAACCGCAGACCACGUGUAUAGCAUUGUGUGGGCAAGCGGUUUGCUUUUGUCAAUGUUGUGAACAGAGUGCCCUGCGGUGGAGUUAUGGUAUGGGCAGGCAUAAGCUACGGACAACGAACACAAUUCCAUUUUAUCGAUGGCAAUUUGAAUGCACUGAGAUACCGUGAUGAGAUCCUGAGGCCCAUUGUCUUGCCAUUCAUCCGCCGCCAUCACCUCAUGUUUCAGCAUAUUAAUCCACAGCCCCAUGUUGCAAGGAUCUGUACACAAUUCCUGGAAGCUGAAAAUGUCCCAGUUCUUCCAUGGCCUGCAUACUCACCAGACAUGUCACCCAUUGAGCAUGUUCACCCAUUGAUUAUGUUUGGGAUGCUCUGGAUCGAUGUGUACGACAGCGUGUUCCAGUUCUUGCCAAUAUCCAGCAACUUCGCACAGCCAUUGAAGAGGAGUGGGACAACAUUCCACAGGCCACAAUCAACGCCUGAUCAACUCUAUGCGAAGGAGAUGUUUCGUGCUGCAUGAGGCAAAUGGUAGUCGCACAAGAUACUGACUGGUUUUCUGAUCCACACCCCUACCUUUUCUUUAAAGGUAUCUGUGACCAUCAGAUGCAUAUCUGUAUUUCCAGUCAUGUGAAGUCCAUAUAUUAGGGCCUAAUUAAUUGAUUUCAAUUGACUGAUUUCCUUAUAUGAACUGUAACUCAGUAAAAUCUUUGAAAUUGUUGCGUUUAUAUUUUUGUUCAGCAUAGUUCAUGGAGUAGACAAGACAUGCUAUAUGAGGUACUCCAAACUCAAGCCCGGGUGAGACAGAUGGGUGCCGUGUCCAGAUUAGUUUUGCUUGGAUCACAGACCAUAGGGCCCUCAAACUCAACUCUGGACCUCAAUCAGGGACUGAUUUAGACCUGGGAAACCAGGUGGGUGCAAUUAAUUAUCAGGGAGAACAGAACCAGCAGGCUUCAGACCCUCUUCCUGGAGAUCUACCGUCCUGUGGGUUUUCAGUCCAACCCUAAUUUAAACACACCUGAUUCUACUUAUUAGCUGCUCAACAAUACCUUAACUAGCUGAAUCAGAUAUGCUAAAUUAGGGUUGGACUGAAAACCUACAGGACAGUAGAUCUCCAGGAAGAGGGUUGGGCAACCCUGUUGUAGAGUAAGAGUUGAAUACCCCUGCCUUAGGGGGUGGAAGGGAAUAAGGAAGUAGAUGUGCUAGCUUGUUAGAGGGCCUGCCGCUAAUUGGCACUUCCUAUUAUCCUGACAUACACACAAGCACACCCACUGACAUACAAUCAUCAUAUACGCUGCUGCUACUCUGUUUAUCAUAUAUCCUGAUGCCUAGUCAACUUAACCCUAUACACAUCUACCUAUCACUCCAGUAUCCCUGCACAUUGUAAAUAUGGUUCUGGAACUGACCCUGUAUGCUUACUUACUUUCUUGUGUUAUUAUUAUUUCUCAUUUGUUUUUGUUCUACACUCAAAACAUUAGGGGUUCAACAAGGGUUCUUCUAUGAUCCUCAAUGUUCUUUGAAGAACCUUAGGGUUCUUGGCACUCAAAAUUGCCCCCAAAAGUGUAUUCAUUGAGGAACCUCCUUAGUUGGUGGGGGUUCUUGCAGGAACCUAACUGCCCAGAUUAAACAUUUGGAUUUGAAUUUAAAAGGACAGCAGGUGCAGGCGCUUAACUGAAAAAUGCAAAGAUCUCUUCAAUUUAAGGUAAGGUUUGUCCUUUAUAUGAUCUAAAUUGAUAUUAUUUUAUGAUGAUACCAUCUAUCAUUUCAUUUUUGUGCAAAUCUUUGUAAAACAGAAAAUUUACACAAUUCAAUUGAUAUCAAUCAACAAAGAGGUAAGAAUAUCUAUGCUAUAAGAAUAUGUUGAAGGCUAGCUGUAUUGGGUGCAGAUGACUGAACUGCUCACUUUUGUGUCUGCAGGAAUACAGACGAGGAGGCAUACAAAGGUAUGUCAAUUGGUAUUGGUAUGUUAUGCAGAUCACAUUUACCAUCCUCCUCCCUUACCUCUUCAAUUAAAAUCCCAUAGGCCUCUACAUUAUGGACAAGGUAUGUGUAUGAAAACCAUUAUCAAAACAGUUUUUUUUUAAUUCACAUUUACCACAAAAACCAAGGUAUGAAUACUGUCGUGUGCAUGUUUAAUUAAACAUCAGUAUAAUUUAAAAAAUGUGGAUUCACAGACUUCACCCUCCCCACACCUCUGAUGAAUAUAACAGGAAACCUGUUCGAUCACCAAGCACUGCAAAAUCAUUCUGGCUAUGGAUAUGGAGAACAUAAACACAUUAACAUCAACAUGCCAGAGGAUAUACCCAUUGGACUUGGGGCUCUGCUGGGAGUUUACCUCAUAUUUUGAUAUUUUAUUCUACUUUGCCACUAAAAUCAUAAUAAACACUGACAACUAAAGAGAGGGAAUCCCAAACCACCCUCUAGCCCCUACCAACUCGUUCCAAGGGCCCUCCAUUGUCACUUGUUGCUGACGAAACUCAGAGGGUGACUUCCAGAGAGUGGCGAUGGGAUCAAUAAACCCAUCAACUUCGGGACACACUGCCGACUUCAAUGAUGCAAUUCAUGUCCCACUUUUAAAUAAUAGAAUGAGCAUAAAAUUCUAAUGAAAAAAUCCCCCCUGUCGUUUUACAAUAUAUAAAACGCAUUAACAGUUUAACAUUUAAUUUGGGAGAAAAACUUGGGGGCCCAAAUAAAACCACCAGUGGGCCGAAUGGUCUGCCAGUUGGGGAACUCUGCCUUACAUUCUCUAUAAUUUUCACUCCCUCAGUUUUGGGACACUUAUGCAAAUGUUGGAGGCGCGUUUGAACUCGCAAAUGGAGGGGCAAGGGGAAGGGGGUGAUUUCGGAUUCAGACAGUGUGUCCCAAGAGAAACGGGGCUGGCAGGAAGGAUUUAGUUCCUUUCGGUCUCUGGCACACGCUCCAGCACAGUAGGUGGCGGUACUGCACUGAUUGGAUGCCAACCGACCUUAAACCCUACUGAAGAAGAAGAAGGGGGGGAAGACUAGGGUAAAUUAGGUAGGUCAUUUCCGCGGUGGAGACAAUAAUGGUGGAACGCAGAGAUUCGUAAGGAAAGCCCACGUUACACACGUCCCUAAAACAUUUGAUUUAGUUUUAAAUAGUGGCUCUAUUGCGCCCAAUCAUGGCCAAUAAUAACAACAAUAUAAUCUUUACACCCUUUUUACCACCGAAGAAGAAACCCGAUCGAGAUUCUGAGUGGAGAAAAUUAAAGGACAAAUCCAGAAAUCGGAUUAAUAUCGGAGAAGCUUUUACCAGAUGGAGGGACCUCAAGGAGGAGAAAUCUAUGCCUACAGAUGCCGAAGUGGCUUUGUUUUUGCUUGACAGGUAAUUCGAGUUUUUUCUGCAGUCUACCAGUUUAGCCUACCAGGGUUACCAGGUCUACCUAAAAUUUCAAAACCAAUGACAACCCAAAACCCCGCCCACAAGGCCUGAAAACUAGACAAAAAAUGUGGGACACUUUUUGCAUUUCCAUCUUUCGACAUCUAUCCAACAUAUUAUCCCAACACAUGAUACAUUUCUGAAAUCCUCAAGAUGUUUCCUAAAUCACACACACAUUUUCUUUGUUGAUAUGUUAACAGGAUGCAUGACACACCCAUUUUGGCCACACUGAGUCAAAGCCAUAUUUUUUGUUCGCAUUUGGUAGACUGGGACAGCAGGUUAGAUCAACUGGGACACCAUUAUUAUAGUCCUAAUUGUACCCCAAUGACAAUAACAUUGUGUGAUUAGGAAACAUCUGAAGAUUUCUGAAACGUGUCAUGUGUUGGGCUAAUAGCCCAUUGGGGUACAAUUACGACUAUAAUGGUGGCCCAGUUUGCAAAAUGCAAAAAGUGUCCCACCUUUUCUGAAGACAUUUACAUUUUAGUCAUUUAGCAGACGCUUUUAUUCAGAGCGACUUAGUUAGUGAGUGCAUACAUUUUUUUCAUACUGAGUAUGAAUACUCAAUUAACAGUACUAAUAACAGUACUACCAUUUUUUUUACAGGAUAUAGUACUACAAUAACCAGAGCCCUGCCUAAUGAAUACAGGGGGUCCCUAAUGUAAACUGUAUCUCUUUCCCCCAUGGAAAAGCCUACAAGACUGUCCUACUUUAGCUAGCUAUGGUUGGUACAGUGGGACAACAAAAAAGACUGAAUUUCAAAACUGAAACAUAAUAUUGGUAACAUCUUUAUGUAUUUUGAUGCAGUACUACAUAAUAUGCACAUUUACAUCAACAUUUGGCACAGUGCAAUAUUAGACAAUUUUAUAACCUCAACAUCAAAAAAGGAAAAAAAGCUAUGUCACUAUGUGCUUUGCGGGGUGAGCUUCCUGUUUGAAGCUUGCUCUGCCCCCCUCUAUGAUGUCACACCAAUGAAGUGAUGUGAUUUUGAUCGUGUGGUUUCUCUGCAAGGGCUUAACAAUAGUUUUGAUUUUCUCAUGUCAGACCAAGAAAUAAAUGCGUCAGAAUUAAGCUGUGUCAGUUUAUGAUGUCCCACUCUUUCCGAAUUCACACUUUAUGCUAAACGCCAGUCAUGUUUGUUGACAAGUAUAAUGUAGGAUAAUUAACAUUAACAUCUAAAGGUUUGAUUCUGUUGACAUACUCGAGGCACAGUUCGUUCAGAUCAAAUGGUCACAAGAGCUGAGAGAAAGGCCAGUACCUGUUGCGAACAUUUGCGCGUAGACUACUGCUGUGGGCGCAUUGCUGCGCUUAUAAUGUGAAGAAAUGAGUUCAUCAACAUUUUCAGCUAAAUGUUCUGGUCAGUUGCUUUAGCCUCAUUGCUUAAUAUAUAUUUUUAUGUACAGUAGUUGUAUGAAUUUUGGAUCUAUUGUCCCAGAACCGCGUGGAGCUAGGGUCUCAGCACAGAGGGGGCGGGGCGGUCUCAAGGGGCCUUUCUAACCAAAUCAUAAAAAAAAAAAUGAUAGGCCAUAUCAGCUAUCAAAUCAAAUGUUAUUUGUCACAUGUGCGGAAUACAACAGGUGUAGACCUUACCGUGAAAUGCUUACUUACAAGCCCUUAACCAACAAUGCAGUUCAAGAAAGAGGUAAGAAAAUAUUUACUAAAUAAACUAAAGUAAAAUAAAAUUUAAAAUAAAAUAAAAAGUAACACAAUAAAAUAACAAUAACGAGGCUAUAUACAGGGGGUACCGGUACCGAGUCAAUACAGGUUAGUCGAGGUAAUUUGUACAUUUACAUUUACAUUUUAGUCAUUCAGCAGACGCUCUUAUCCAGAGGCAUUUUUAUUUAGACCUUUUUUGAAAGUACAGACCGACCAUAGCAGGAAUAAAUGAAGAUAGUUACUCAGCAAAACUCCAUAUUUGGAGAGGAACGAACGCAUUUUGACAUUAUAACGCUUGCAGAGCUGGUGAAAGGGAGUUUGAAUCAGAGCUUCCUGGGUGUUAGAGAGGUCUCUAACUCACAAAUAAUGGGGCAGAUUUUUAAAACACUUUCUACAGAAGCCAGCCUAAUUUAGGCAUCCAAAUCUCACAUGCACGUUGGAAAAAACGAUUAUCCUGUUCCGAGAGACUACCGAGCACUGCACCACUCAGUUUUCAAUAGACUACGUGGCUGAGGGGACUCUUAUUAUUGAAAUAUUUAAUCAACGCAUGUUCCUAGAAGAUAAAAUUGCAUGAUAAUGUGAAUGACUGUCUCUUCAGGACUAUCUCUUCUAAAUAUGCUAAUGAGUAUGAAUUGGCAAGAGCCAAUAGCACCUGCUCUUUUUUGUAUUUGACCCAGGUUAGCUGCCCCCCCUCCACAAGCUGCUGCCCCCACUCCCUCCCCAGAAGAUAUUAUAGUGAACAUUGACUGCCUGCUGCAGCUGUUUCAGCGGUGUGAGCAGUGCAGGCGUGAGAGUGUGAUCCAGACGCAGGGAGACAGGACGUGCCUCUCUGUGACCCAACACUGCCAGAGCUGCAACCACCUCAGGACAUGGGCAAGCAACGUGUCUUCUGUCCAGACACACAGAGGAAAUGGGGAGGAGCCACAGAACACCCAGGUGGGUAUUUAAGGAUUAACAGUUGAUAUUGUGAAAUAACUAACUUCAGUUAUUUGUAUUCUGUGGUAUCUCUAGUUAUUUUUUUUAUACAGAACUGUCACUCCAAUAAUACUGGUGUUUUCCUUCGCUAAGGUGGCUGACAUGCAGGUGGCCCUGCCGUCUGAGGACACAGAUGGGGCCCUGGAGCUGACUGGCUCUUUGCAGAUGGAGGUGACUGUAGACCAGCCACCAAGACCAGGGGGAAGUGGCACGUCCUUGGUGAGGGAGAAGAAGGAGGGGAACAAAGGAGCAGAAGAGAACAAGAAAGUAACUGAGGUGGUGUUGGACAGUGAGACGGACAGUGCACAAAGCCAGGAGGAGAAUGGCCUGUCCUCACAGGAGAAUGAGGGAGGAGAGGAGAGAAAGGGAAAGUUCCUAGGAGGUAAACAACAGGAGAAUGAUGCUGAGCAGCAGGCCUCUAUUGAGGUGACAAUAUACUCUAUGGAGCCUGAGGACUCUGAAAGCCAAACCUCUCAGAUAGACAGAGAAGGAGAGAAGAAGCAGGUGGCUGCAGAUGAGUGUGAGGGGGAGGGUGGUGAGUGUGAGAUGGAGGGUGAAGAGACAGAUGAAGAAGAGGGACAGAGAGAGAGUGACUCUGAAUUUGACCCGGAGGAGGAGGAGAAGGAAGAGGGACUGAUAGAGAGUGACUCUGACUUUGACCCAGAAGAGGAGAAACCAACGAGUAGUAGGUUGAGAGGCAGGGGGAGAGGCAGGGGGAGAGGCAGGGGGAGAGGGGGGGAGCGGAGGAGGAGGAAGGCAAUUGCAGCAGCCUACAGGAGAGAGUGGUUUGGAUGAGUCUGCUGAAGACUCUGAUGGAUCAUCUUCAUCAUCACCCCAGAGAGACCAGCAGGACCAGGAGUCAUUCAGCGGUGCCGCUGGAGAACUGGGCUCUGGAAACGUUGCCAGCAUCCGGCAGAAAUUCAAAUACUCCAAAAAACAUAAUAUGGUCCUCUGUCCUGAAUGUGGCGUCCUGUACACCACCAGGCUGAAACACCAUAAGUGUGAACACAAGUUCGUGGUCCGCUGUCCAGACUGUGGGCAGGGUUGUGCGAGUGAACUCGGCCUCAAGCAGCACCGGAGGCUACACCGUCAGGACCUUAAGUUUCCCUGUAAGUUCUGCCUCCAAUCCUUCAGGACGCGGCCGGACAAGCUGACCCACGAGAAGACCCACAGAUUCAAAAGAUUAAAAGGUCACAGAUGCUACAGCUGCUCAGAGUGCCCACUGAAGUUUGACAACAUCCUCAUACGGAAUCGCCAUCUCAGAGAGCAUGAGUCCAAGAGACACAUCUGUCACACAUGUUACAAGGAAUUCGCCAAAGGUCACCUCCUGGAGAGGCAUGAGCUGUCCCACAGUGACGACAAGCCCUUCAAGUGCCAGGUCUGGAGGGAGGGGCAGGGUUUCAAUUACAUGCAACUGAAGUGUCUGUUUCAAUUACUUAUUUUGAAGAGGGCUAUUUACUAUAAACAAGAAGCUUUCCAUUUUUAUUUAAACCGGAAUGAUUGUAUUUACAUGGUCCAUGUUGCUCUUUCCUGGGUGCCAGGUGUGCCAGCGUGCCUUUGCCCAGCUCAGCCAGCUGAAGUCCCACCUGCGUGUCCACACUGGGGAGAGGCCCUUCCAAUGCCAGCGCUGUGACAAGAGCUUCAACCACAACGUCAGCCUCAAGAACCACGUCAGACGCUACCACAGCCCAGACUCAGGGCUGGACCCUGAUGAAGGACCAGGAGUUGGGGAGAGGGGGGAGACAGAUGGCAGGACUGUGCAGGAGGGAGGGGAGGUGGGGCAGAGGAAGCCUCGGCAUCAGGUAGAGAUAACCUUCUGGACUGAGUGGGAGAUGUGGGCUGGAGGAGAGGGAGCAAAGAGAGUGGAGGAGAAACAGAGGAAGAGGAAGCGCCAGUGCAAUGAUGAUCCUGAGGAGGAGGAGAGGCAGCGAGAGAGUGACCCAGAGGAGGAGAAGAUGAUGGGGAGUAGUAAAGGAAGAGGAAGAGGGGGGGGAGAGGAAGAGGAGGUAGUCACUAGCAGAGGCCUACAGGACAGACUAGUUGAAGGCACUGCUGUUGGAGAGCUGGGUGGACAGAGAGACAAAGGUUGUAUUCAUUAG